GUGGAUGGCUCCGGAAACAUUGAGGCGGCCGCAGUUAUGGUCGGCUAAGAGCGACGUUUGGAGCUUCGGAGUGCUUCUGUACGAAAUGUUCAACAACGGGGAAAAGCCGUGGCCUGAUGACGAACCGAAGAGGAUUGCAACUCAUAUACGAAGAGGGAGAAUGCCCGCUAUGCCUCCUGGCACACCGCCCCAGAUAGUACAACUUACAACGAACAUAUGGAAUAUCAGCCCUGAAUCAAGGCCUACGAUGGACGAAUUGUGCAGGCAUCUUAAAACGCUAAAUAAAGUGGAUUUCAA
Molecule: messenger RNA, 297 nt
Organism: Ostertagia ostertagi
Lineage: Eukaryota; Metazoa; Nematoda; Chromadorea; Rhabditida; Trichostrongylidae
Source: the annotation of a GenBank genome assembly